Messenger RNA from Chelonia mydas (Green sea turtle), 6478 nucleotides. RefSeq names its product integrin subunit beta 3 binding protein (gene ITGB3BP). The transcript has 8 exons. Gene Ontology annotation, biological process: CENP-A containing chromatin assembly; regulation of DNA-templated transcription. Gene Ontology annotation, cellular component: nucleoplasm. NCBI's taxonomy places the organism in Eukaryota, Metazoa, Chordata, Testudines, Cheloniidae. Bases 86 to 616 code for a protein of 176 amino acids. The record is from RefSeq and is a predicted model, not a curated record.
CCAGCCGGUGAGGUUUGGGUGGUGCACGGCGGGCGGGAACCGAGCAAGCCCGGGGGGUGCCGGAGCGGCUGCCGGCGCUGCCAUCAUGCCAGUUAAGAGAGCACUGAAGUUGGAGACCCUUGCGAAAGAUAACCCACAUGAAGCAACACCUUUGAAGACCAGAAAGAAAAAUUUAAGCUCAUAUUCACCAACAACGGGAACAUGCCAAAUCAGUGCAUUUUCAUCUCCCACAAGUCAUAAUGUACAAAAGCUCGGAAAUGGUCUAUCAAAUGGAGACAGAAAUGAGCUGAACGACUCAGAAAUCGGUUUAUCCAGAAGAGGGCAAUCUCAAACAGAAGAGUAUGAUAAGUUUAUGGUGUUGCAGUCUGAAGUUGAAUAUUCAUUGGUGAGAUUUCUGAAAAUGAGACAAAGCUUAACAAGUUUACAGGCUUUAGAGGGCAGUAGAGAGCUUGAAAAUAUUUUUGGCAUCUCAGACUCAUCCUGUAACUUGAAAGCUGAAGUGCAGAAGACCAAAGUUCUAAUGGCUCAAGCAGAAAAACAAAAGCUGCUGAGGAGGAGUAAUGCAAAACAUCCUGCCCGAGGUCACUCUUCAAUGAAAGAGAGUCUCAGAGCGUGAACUCAGCUACAAACUAUGACCUUCAUUGAACAGUUUGAGAAUUAAGGAGCCAAAACCAGCCCCUUGACUGCCUUCACCUUGAUGCAGGAAAGAAUUUGACCCUUAUAUUUCUGCACAAACAGCCUGUGGCAGAGUUGUCCAACCUUCUCUUUUCAAGAAAUAAUCCCACCCUCUUGUAUAUAGGGAGUGUUUACAAACCUAAACUAGUUGGACAUUAUCCUCCACUUUCACAACAGACAAUUAAGAACAAGCAAACUGUAAAAGGGAUUUCUUUAGUAGACAAAGAUCAGCUUCCCCUUCGUUUUGUUGUUUGUUUGUAUAGUUGAGUCAUUAAUUCUGUUCAGAGAUUUUUGCUUCAUUGUAGCUUGCACUGUCUGGAUAAAAGCUGUUCCUUUGGCUAAGCUUGAAUAGAGCUCUUUUCUCAUUCCAUCCAAGUGUCCUCCCCCAAGCUUGGAAUUGUACUUACGGAAAAUUCGAUGGCGUUACAGGCUGGAGAAAGCAAAAAGUGCCUUGACCAGUGCCCAACUUCUGCAAUGCCAUUGAAUUUUUAGUUAGGUUCACGUGGUUGUCCUGGUUGAAGUGAGAGACUAACUUUGUCCAUUUGAGAACUGGAUUGGUAAGAGAGAUUGGUAAGAGAGAUUGUAGACCGUUUCUUUUGACUCAGAGUGUACUAUGUUUUCUCUCUUCGUUGUUUUUUUUUUUUUAAUCUUUCCCAGCAGGCUCUGGUUUUACUAUGUUGCAUGUGCACCUUAGAGUGUAAAUAUAAAAUGCAUUUUGAAAUUUGGAAAGUGUCUGAGGUCAGAGACAUGAGCUUUUUGGGGAGUAAGUUACAAACCUCUCCAAUGAUUUAACAUCCUAUGCUAUGCAGAUGAAAUAUUAAGCUAUUAACUGUUGGCUGACAGAAAUGCACAUGAGAUACACGGCUAUAGACUUCAGACAUAUGUAUAUACUGGACUGUCAACUUACCUUCUCUGUGUGGGUAUCAACCACAUUGAUUCAUGAACUUUCACACCUUUGUUUAUUCCCUAUAUUCCUAUCUACUUUUUUCAGAAUCAAUUUAAAAAAAAUAAUCUGACAGAUCAAGACUUUAGAGUAUGAAGCUUAAUGAAAAAUUAAAAAGAACUACUGCUUCAUUACAACAUGAAUAUGUAUAGCAACUCCUACAUGACUAUAAAUACUCUAUCUGUAUUCUCCUGGGAAUAUAAUUAUUUUAAAUAAAGAAACAGUUUGAACUCACUUAAUAGCAAUCUUAUGUUUAAGAGGUGUAAAUAACUUGCUACCCAGACAUUACAAAUAUCCAGGUGCUCUAUAUGUGCUGAUGACAACAAAAUUGAAAAGAAAGACUGUAAUAAUUCUGACUGGUUUUCUCUGCAGAAGAUAUUGAUUAUUUGUGUGUGGUGAGAGAUUUGGAAAAUUCAAUUAAAGGAGUUGUGCAAAGGUUUCAUAAAUUUUCCCUGUACAGCGUGUACACAGACAUUGUUGUGUAUUAAAUCAAUGCAGCACUUCACAAUAUAUUUUCUUUGAAACAUAAAAAUAAAUAACAUUUAAACAGUUCUGCUUACUACAGAAACAAAUUUUAUUUUCUGUGAAGCAUUUAGUCAUGUGCUAUCACUGACUCAUACACAUUUGCCAGCUGUAACAAAUUUUAUAGACAUUUUCUCCAGAGACAUAGCUCAUAUACUAUGAAUUUUUAAAUGAGCAAAUGGUGAAGAAGGGAUGUCAGCAAUAUAAAAAUUGAUCAGUUAAAAGAUAAAAGCAUAAGUAAAGAGAUUUGUAUGGUAGUCUUAAUAGGUUUUAUUAAAUAAAAAUACUAUAAAAAGACAGUAAUGAAUAGAGUGAAGGUUUUAACUGUGGUUGAGGUAGAGAAAAAUUAUUCUGGCACAUUUAGGAGAAGAUUGGUUUUAUAGCACCUGACAGGUGAACAUUUUUUUUCUCUCUCCUUUUUAGAUGUGUAAAUGUCCAAUUUAGUGGUGGGGGAGAGAUAGGGGGAGGAACGGGAGACGGACCUUGGGAAGAUCCUGCCCUUUUGCUAUACAUGUGGAUUGGGAGAGAACGGCACCUGGGAACUUCUGCCAUACCACAGAAGCAGCAGGGCAGGAUUUGUACCUAGUAGUCAGGCAACUACCAUGCAUGUCUGUGCACUGAAACUCCAAGGACUUUAGGGUAUCAUAUCCAGCCCUGUUAUCCAGCUGGUGUGUGUGCUGCAGAGAGCAGCAUCUGCUAGCUGGGGGCUAUUACUGGAGCAAAGAAUGUGAUAAUCCUCCCACCUCUGCAUUUCUGGCCAACAUCAGAGAAUUCUGCGCUGGUGUAUGGGUUUUCAGCUGCAGGGGAUGCACUGGGUAACAUUUCUUCUAGCUGCAGUGACCAAGACAGGAUUUGACCUUAGUGAAAGUUAGGUAAAUUUUGCUAGGUUUGUAUUUAUUAAAAUGGGGGGUGGGGGGGGGAAGAGGAUCAUAAUUAAGAUGUAUGUCUGUAGAGGUGUUGACAAUUAUGAAAAUGCUGCUUCAUUGUUAUGUUUUGAGUCAUAGCUUUUAAGGCCAAAGGGGACCACUAGAUCAUCUAGCCUGACCUCUUGUGUGUCACAGGCCACCAGCACCACCCCACACCCGCACACAAAACUCAGCAACAGAAAUGAGAGUAAAGUAAAUGAGGCCCACAGGAGACUAGACUAUUAUGUUCCACAGGCAGAGAAUAGGAUGGACCUGAUCAUCCUUUUAGCAUCACAAAGAAGAAAAAUGCAAACUUAGGACAGGUAUAGUAAGUCAUGUGAGCAUCUAUGGGGUUUAUAAUAGGUCAUAUUCUUUGUUGGCUAUUUAAAUACGUAACCCUUAAUACUCUGUGUAUAAAGACAAGUAUAAAUACAGAUAUUUCUUCAAAGAUGCUAGACUGAAAGUUCUUAGAAAAACCUCACUUAAUGAAUGCAGUUUGAGUCUAACCCAGGGUGAGUGAGAUAUUUUAUCAAGAUACUUUUUCAGACUGUGUAACUUGUAUCUCUUUGCACUGGUGGAUUUCUUAUGCAAUUACUUGCACUGGGGCAAGUAAAGAGUUAUUACAAGUAAGGAUUUUUUUAUUCAGAAAUCACAGUUAGCACAAAGAAACCAGCAGUUUGGAAAUACAGUGAUCACUAUUAAAUCAGUCUGUUACUGUCAGUUACCACACCAUACAAUCUGUGAUGUCAGUUAUUUCCCUAUUCUAAAUACAGGCAACUGUCAGUAGAAUUUUCUUUUUAAUGGCUCCUUGUGUAAACAGGAAAAUUUGUUUAGUAGGUAGAAGGCUAUAAAUAAAGAUACACAUGGUGUAAAUCACACUGGAUGUAUUUUUUAUGAAAUAACUUUAUCAAACCUAGACUAGGCCAGAAUUCCUUCUCAGGUUUGGCCCAGACCCAGGCACUAUUUUGGAAACUGUGAGUCCACUGCUUGUACUCUUUCACUGGGCUGCUGGGACAGGCAUCCUGAGCCUUGCGGACAACAACCAAACUGGGAAUGUGGGACCUUCAUACGUGUGCACUCUUCCCCCGCACCCUUCGUAAAGGUGAAGCCUUGGUCUGUGAAAGAUGGUAGGUGUAAGCAUAUGCACACUAAGGAUGGAGUCACUUGAUUGAGCUACUCCUCUCAGUCAUGCAGGGACCAGCUACUUCCCUACUCCCCUAGACCAUGUAUCACCAAAGCCUACCCAACUGGAUGUAAACAGAAAAGAAAAUACUUAAACAGUACUUAAACUGUGCAGUAAAUAUACAAGUGGCUGGUGCUACUGAAACCUAGAGUAAGGUAGAAACCCACUGAAAGCAAAAACUACUUUAUGCAGGCCAAACUAUGGUGGAAAAUAUAGGGGAAAAUUCUCUCCUGAGUGUGAAUGUGGUCAUAUCUAAUCUUGUGCGUUUCUGAAGCUAAUACAAUCAGGUUCCAUCAAUUCUCACCCAGUUUGGCUAAAACAGACCAUGAAGGCCUAACAGCCUUCCACUCAUGAUAUCUGCAUUUCCCCUUCUUCCCUCCCUUUUUGUUCUCACACAGCGUGAGUGAUAGCCAGAUGUUCCAGCCAUACGUGAUCUUGAGCUCACUCUGACUGGCUCAUUGCCCGAAAUAAGGACAGAAACAAAAUCUGCAGAAUCCUUAGCACAUAAAAUGCAGCGAUCCUGUUACGGGCCUCAGAUCUGCUCUAACCCUUGCUCAGCUGCAGUGAUUCUGUGACAAAGUGACUCACCAGUCAAUGCGCUGCACUGGGCCUGAGUGUGGCCUUGUAGGAUUUUUUUGUCUUCGUAGCUUAGCUGGCCAGGUCCACAGCUGGUUUCCUUCAUCUUGUGACUCAGCCCUCUGGCAAGGUCAUGUGUAGUCUCACCCCUUUUGGAGUACACUCAAAGUCCCACAACCUCACGUCAGGUCAGUGGCCCAGAUCUAGGCCCAAUAGAGCUACUGUGCCCCUGUGUCUGGGCUCUUCAUGCUCGCCUCUUCAGUGACACUGUAGAGGAACCCAGGCCCAGGCGCCCUGUAACAAGCAGUUAAGGUCUGUCUUGUCAGACCUCUUGCUUCUUCUCUAGGCUACUUCUUACAUUAGCCUAUCUCCUCGGGGAGCUUGCAUUCUCAGUAAGGGUCUGCCCUGGGGCCAGACCCCUCUCCCAAUUCCCAGUGUAACAAAAGAAAGUAUAUUAAACUAACAGAAAUAGAGAGCAGCAUCAGCCCUUCUAUCCUGCAUGGUCCUUCAGCCAUCUGUAUUACUGUUCCAUGUUCAUAGGCUAUCAAAGGCAGCUUGUUCCUCUUGGAGCUGAGAAUGAGAGGUCCGUCCCCCGCUGGGGCUAGGAAGUUCUAAGCUGGGUUUCUCCCUUUUAAGACUCCUCCUCUAAGUCUGGCAUGCUUCUCAGGUGGGGUGGGUUGGGCUGAGCACAUAGCUGCUCUUUAACCCAUUCUUGUCUAGAGCAGGGUUUGUAAACCCCAUCACAAGGUGUGUCUGCACUAGCGCUGGAGGUGUAAUAUCCAGCUCAGGUAGCCACACCUAUGCAAGUUCUGACUGAGCUAGCAUUCUAAAAACAGAAAGGUAGCUGUGGCGGGACAAGUGAACUGCCCAGAGUACAAUUCUGUCCAAGGCACAUACGCACACUGCUAGCCCGGCCUGAGGCUCAUGCUGUCACGGCUACACUUCCAGUUUUAGCAUGCAAAUACAAAUCAGUGAGUGCGGGUAUGAUCUGAGCUGGCAGCAAUGCAGACAUUCCCACAGACCACUAAGUGGCCAUUCCAGAUUGCAAGUAUACAGCAGCAUUCCAGACCAUUCUUAGGCCCCAAGCCCUGCCUCUGAUACAUCUUUUCCAUAAGGCCACCUGUGCUAGCCCUACCCUAUUGUGGGAUUCCCUUAAAGUAAGAGAAUCCCCAAGAAACUGGUAACUCCACCCUUCCAAUGAACAGGAAACCUUGCCCACCGUGCCCCAUAUGUAAAAUGUCCAUAGGCUAUAAGACUUCGCUUAAUAUUGUCUGUGCAUCUGCAUUUAAUUUAAGAUUCCACCCCAAACAACUUAAUCCUAGAUUGCAGAAGCAUGUAAACAAACGAGCAGUUCUAGUCUCUCUUUAUCUGUCAAUAUUUCCAUUCAAGCCCUGAUAGAAUACACAUUAAAUUACUGUAACUCUUAAUUUUAUAUUUCCAGGUGUUUAUCCAAACCUUUAUAUAUUUAAAAUCUUAAUGUAUUUUUAAGUGGUCAGAGUUAAGUAAUGGAAUCAUGAAAAUGUAAAUAGCAAAACAUACAUUCUAAAAACUGCAGUUUACAAUAUUGACAAAUUAUGAACUCUGGAAAUCUUACUUCAGCAGCACGUUGAUUUUGAGAUUUCUAUUUUACAAAUAAAACAUCAUUCUGUUUGUGAAAAUUUGGCUUUGUUUCAU